AUGCUGAACACUUCGGGGAGUUACACCAGCUGUCAGUCUCAAACAAUUAACCCCUUCAUCCCCAUCAUUCUGAGCAUCAUCUUCUUUGUUGGCUUCGUUCUGAACUGUAUCAGUCUAUGGGUUUUCUGGUUUUGGGUAAAACAAUGGAACUCAACUGUGGUUCUCCAGUUCAACUUGGCCAUCUCCGAUGCCAUCAUCACUCCAGCAGCUCCACUGAUCAUUGUCUACUUAUUGACCGGUCAAUGGACCUUCGGGACAUUCCUCUGCCAGUGUUUGGCCUUCCUGCUCAGCACUCACACGUAUGGAAGCAUCUACUUCCUCACAUUAAUCAGCGUCCAUCGAUAUUUUACUGUUGCUGUUAAAAGAACUGUCUGGACCGAGAAGCCUUUCAUAACCAAACUGUGCCUCACUGUCUGGGGAUGUCUUCUUCUACAAGGUGUUCCCUUUUUCUUUGUUCUAAAGACGAGUGAAGUUCACGGAGUUACAAAGUGUCUCAGUUUUCAGCAAAGUGAACAAAAAGUAUUAUAUUUCGCUGGGAAUGUGGUCAUCCUCUUCUUCUGUGCCCUCAUUCCUUUCUCCAUAACAUUGGUCUGCUACAGUCUCCUGAGUCGCUAUAUUCUCACGGUGAAUCCUAUGAACACCCUCAGCAAAGUCAUGGUGUCCAAAUCCAUACAGACCAUAUUAAUCUCCUUAAUUAUAUUUAUAAUCUGCUAUAUCCCUGUACAUAUCACCAGGGUGAUGGCCUCUACACUGAAAUUAUUUUUUCCAGCCUUGUGCUCUUUAUUCGACAGAGUUGAGGUUGCCUAUUAUAUCAUAUGGAUUUUGUCACAAACAAAUUGCUUAAUCGAUCCCAUAUUAUACUGUUUUGCCUCAGACAGAUUUAGGCACGCAUUCACCGGCUGGUGCAGCUCUCUGUACAGCUGUGGUAACAGUCAGAGAUCCUCAACCGGCGAAGCUCACGGUAACCAAGUAGAGUCAGCUUCAUUAUUCCAUCGCCAUGGUCCUCUACCGACUGUGAACACGACAGAGAUGGAGAUAUUAGUGUCACAUAGGUGGGUAAAAUGAUUUUCUAUGGAAAUAAGCAACAUAUAGUAGUGAGGAGAACACGAUUUCCCUAUGGUGUAUCCAUCAAUAUUUACUACUCAAUAAAG
This is a messenger RNA of Pseudophryne corroboree (corroboree frog), 1151 nucleotides long. Its product is annotated as P2Y purinoceptor 4-like. Gene Ontology annotation, molecular function: G protein-coupled receptor activity. The record is from RefSeq and is a predicted model, not a curated record. NCBI's taxonomy places the organism in Eukaryota, Metazoa, Chordata, Amphibia, Anura, Myobatrachidae. Gene Ontology annotation, biological process: G protein-coupled receptor signaling pathway. The transcript has a single exon. Gene Ontology annotation, cellular component: plasma membrane. The coding region runs from base 1 to 1065 and encodes 354 amino acids.